Salvia miltiorrhiza (redroot sage) is the source of this 2377-nucleotide messenger RNA. RefSeq names its product protein FAR1-RELATED SEQUENCE 9. Lineage: Eukaryota; Viridiplantae; Streptophyta; Magnoliopsida; Lamiales; Lamiaceae. Gene Ontology annotation, molecular function: zinc ion binding. The record is from RefSeq and is a predicted model, not a curated record. Gene Ontology annotation, biological process: regulation of DNA-templated transcription. The transcript has 3 exons. The coding region runs from base 203 to 1858 and encodes 551 amino acids.
GUUUUUGCAUUUAUUAUCAUACAAUAUUUCUUCCCAAUUAUUCGUAUUAUAUCUACCGAUUUAGCAAUUCAGAAAUUGCAAUUUCUCACUCAGUGAAAGAAUUGAAGAAUUCCUCUUACUCACACCUCCGACUUCGGCGCCAAUUUUCGUAAAUUCUCGUCCCAGUAUUCAAAACCAUCAUAAAUUGGGGAUUUAUUUACAAAUGAAUAAUAGCAGCAAUAGGCAGAGAAACCUGGGCCCCGGGGUUCAAUAUUUACUGGAUUAUCUAAAAAGAAUGCAGUCUGAGAAUCCUGGUUUUUUCUAUGCGUUUGAGGGUGACAGUGAGCUGUGUGGGAAUGUGUUUUGGGCCGAUGCUGCUUCUCGGUCGAACUAUAGCUAUUUCGGUGACACUGUUAGGGUUGACACGUCGUAUAGGUCCAGCCGGUCUAAGAUACCAUUCGUCACCUUCACCGGUGUAAACCACCAUGGUGAUCCUGUCCUCUUUGGUUGUGCAUUGCUUCUGAAUGAAUCGGACGCCUCCUUCGUCUGGCUGCUCCAGACGUGGCUCCGUGCAAUGUCUGGACGCGUCCCUGUGUCCGUCACUAGUGAUCCCGAUAGGCUGAUUCAGAUGGCCGUGGCGCAGGUGCUCCCAGAGGCACGUAACCGCUUCUGUAGGUGGAGUGUGCUCAGGCAGACGCAGGAGAAGUUGGGCAACGUGUGUCAGGUGAACCCGAGCUUCGACUUUGAGUUGAGGAAGUGUGUGAAUGAGGCCGACACGGUUGAGGAGUUCGAGUCUUGUUGGGGGAGUUUAGUGAGUAGGUACUAUUUGAUGAAUAAUGAGUGGCUGCAGUCUUUGUAUAAUAUCCGUGAUCAGUGGGUCCCGGUUUACUUGAGGGAUGUGUUUUUUGGGGAACUAUCCGCAGUGGACUGCAGUGAUGCCUCGAGCUUUUUCUCUGACGGUUUCUUGAGCAGCUCGCCCACGAUACAGCUGUUGAUUAAACAGUAUGAGAAGGUUGCUUCGAGCUGGCACGAGAAGGAAUUGAAGGAUGACUUUGAUACGUCUACUGCUACUCCCGUUUUGAAGACGCCGUCCCCUAUGGAAAAGCAGGCUGCUAGCCUUUACACUCGGAGAAUUUUCAUGAACUUUCAAGGGGAACUGGUGGAAACCCUUGCUAAUCCGGCAACUAUAGUCGACGAAUCCGGUGGAGUAACAACGUAUCGGGUAGCUAAAUUUGGCGAGGAGCACAGAGCUCACACAGUCAGAUUCAGCACGUUUGAGAUGAAAGCUACGUGUAGCUGUCGGAUGUUUGAGUUUUCAGGUAUCACUUGCAGACAUAUACUCUCGGUUUUCAGAGCCAAGAAUGUGCUCAUGCUCCCGUCUGAAUAUGUUCUGAAACGCUGGACAAGAAACGCCAAGACCGGUUGUGGAGAAGCCAUGCCCGGAUCUGCUUUUGGAGGGCCAAGCACUUAUCAAGAAUCUCAAAUUGUUCGUCAUGAUAAUCUACGCCAAGAAGCUCUGAAGUACGUGGAAGAAGGCGCGAAAUCUAUACACGUUUACAAUGUGGCAAUGAACGCUCUGCAAGGGGCUUCAAAACGCGUCGCUGCUGUAAAGAGCAGAAACUCUGGCUCUGCCCAUUGCACCAUUGAAGCAAAUGGAGGAAACAAGGAGAUGCACGCAAUCAAGAAUCAAUCUUCAUCGUGCCUAUCCCGGGAGGAGAAGGAGAAGAAAAUCCAAGAACUGACAGCAGAAGUGGAGCAGACGAACCAAAGAUGCGAAGUGUAUCGAGCAAUUCUGCUUGCACUUUUCAGAGACAUGGAAGACCAGAAGCUGAAGCUCUCAGUGAAGGUCCAGAGCGCGCGCCUUUCACUAAAAGAGUAAGCAUCGCGCGAUCCCCCUUAGCUACGUGUGCUCGUCUCUCACAUUGGACUAGCCUCCUAGUCUCAUGCUAGUGUUGGUUAUGGAUGAUGAUGACAUGAGGGUGUUAUAUAUAUUCUUCUUUGUUUCAUCUUCUGUUUUCGUGCUACCUUGGAGUAAGCAUUGCGCGAUCCCCUUAGCUACGUGUGCUCGUCUCUCACAUCGGACGAGCCUCCUAAUCUCGUGCUCGUGUUGGUUGUGGAUGAUGAUGCAUAGUGACUGAACUUGAGGGUGUUAUAUCCUUCUUUUUUUCAUCCUCUAUUUUUGUGCUACCUCGGAGUGUACAUUGCACGACCCCCUUAGCUACGUGUGCUCGUCUCUUGUAUCGACCGAGCCUCCUGGUCUCGUCGUCGUCGUGUUUCAUCUUCUAUUCUCGUAUCUACGUUAGAGCACAUCUAAGGAUGUUGGUGGUAAUAUGAAAUGCUAUAUAGUAAUGUUUAGAUCUUGUAUUGUUUAGUAGAAAUCUAACUUUCUGGAUUCCAA